Theileria equi strain WA is the source of this 1479-nucleotide messenger RNA. Its product is annotated as signal peptide-containing protein. NCBI's taxonomy places the organism in Eukaryota, Apicomplexa, Aconoidasida, Piroplasmida, Theileriidae. The record is from RefSeq and is a predicted model, not a curated record. The transcript has 2 exons. Bases 1 to 1479 code for a protein of 492 amino acids.
AUGAAGAGAUAUUUGGUCAUCCAAUCGCUCGUUCUCUCCCUCACUAUCGCUUCGUUAAAACGUGCAUGCGCAGGAAAGUACAAGGAUAGAAUCCCCAUCAACUUUGACAUCUCCUGUGAGCUCCCAUUUUGUGUAUUGACUCGUCCGUCGAUAAAAGUAACCAGUGGAAACUAUUACUACAUCAAAAGGUCGCUUUCAACAUCCUACAGGAUUGAUAAAAUCCUGGAUAAAGGUCAGGUGAUUCUCGAUGGAGAUCCAAAGGAUUUGGAAAGGAUGCUCUUCAUUGUCCACCUCGACAAUGGUCAAAGAUACCUCAGAGUUGUUACCAAGAGCAAGUAUCGCAAUACCGUGGAAAGGAGAAUACAGGAGUUUAUAAGCUUUCCCAAAAAUCCAAAGUUUAUGUCAGUUGUUCGCACGCAUGUAGAGUUGGACAUUUUCUCACAGUCAAACACAAGCAUUAUAGUGGUGAUCGACAAUUACCAGGCAAAGACAAAAAGAUUUAGCAUAAGGCCAGAGAUGAAGCUUCGAUAUACAAUUGGUGUUGUGCGUAACUUUAGUCAGAUCCUCAACUGUAGAGUGCAAGGACUAAUUGAAAGAACAGUCAUCAUGGAAGGGAAGGGAACGCCCUCAAUCGUGAUUGUAUCAAUUUAUGCAGAUGGAGACCAAACAGUGGAGCGGUACAAAUCCUCGGAAGAAAAGGAAAAGGGGUUUGUAAUGGAAAGCAGAAAGUUGACAGAGAUAUUUACACAACCAUCCGACGAAAAGGAUAUAUAUGAGAACCCUUUGAGUGGACUAAAUAUAACUCUUAUAGGUAGCGUAUCUACACCUACAACUUUGAAUGACGUCAUUAUAGAAUCUUCGUGUAUGGCAUCUACAUCCGCCAGUGGUGAAAAGCAAAAUUUAAGAGCUGGAGAAAAGAGGAAGUUUCCAGAAGAUUCAUCAGAGACUGUUAGCAUAGAAUCAAUACAGACACAUCCGCAACCAAUUGAACCAACAAAACGGAUGGAUUGUAAAUUUGCAAAUGUAGCAAACAUGUUCACAAGGCCUGAAGAGCGUCGGGAACCAUCUACAUCAACUCACACUUACUCGGAUCCCAAAUCCUUUGAAAUAUCAGAGGAUGAUUCGUCUAUGCAUUCCUUCGCCAACUCUAUAGAUUACCAACAGUGGCAAUACAUAGCGGAAGGACUAAAUACAACAAAUUCACUUGAAGAACAUCCACCGACAUCUAGCACUCAGAAUGUAACAGAAUUUCUAGAUUUAGACAAUCAGCAAUGGUCUUAUGGACCGGAGAAUAUACCUGCGUUUGAUGCGAACACCUUUCAAGGAUCAGAAAGUAAUUUCAUGCCAAUGGCUGAAAAUACUGUCGAAUCCUUAUGGAUGAAUGAAGGAGCAAAUAUGGGAUAUACAAUGCAAAAUCAGCUACAAUAUACACAGUAUGAUGGAAACAUAGGCUAUUACCAACAGUGGUAUCACCAUUAG